AGAAUGUCAUAGACUCUCAGCCUGUUCUGCUGUGGAACGUCGACGUUCUCUAGCUACUUCUUAUACUAGUCUGCCUAGACAACCACUGCUCUUGACGUUCUAGAUACUCUCGGUCGACAUCAAGUAUGGCCAGCAACCUUUACGAAACACUUGGCUUGAGCAGAGAUGCUACUCCAGACCAGAUUCGCAAGGCUUAUAGGAGGAAAGCCUUAGAAACUCAUCCCGACCGCUUGCCUCAAGGCGCUUCUCCAGCGCAGAAAUCGGCAUCAGAGGAGAUGUUCCGUAAGGUCAAUAACGCUUACGAAGUCCUCAGCGACCCAGAAAACCGCAAGGCCUAUGACCAGCACGGAGUAUGGCCUCCCCCAACUACCCAGGAGAGUUACACGCAAGGCAACUGGCAAGGUCCUACUAGAGAGCCCUUCCAAGAUCCAUUUUUUCAAAACUCCUUUUCCCGACAUCCAUUUUUCGGUCCCACUCAUCAAGCAGACCCAUUCUUCCCUUCACGUCAACAGCACUUCCAUGACUUCACAGACCCCUUUAUACUCUUCAAUCGGAUUUUUGGAGAUUUCCACCAAGCCUUUUCGAGAGAUCCUUUCGGUGAUCCAUUCGGCCAUCGGGAUGAUGGCUUUUUUGGCCGAGGGUUCAUGUCUCCAAUGUCCAUGCCUCACAUGACGAGUUCGCCGUUUGGAUUCCUCACCGGCGGAAACGUAAAUGCAUACAGCUCUUCUUCCAGUGGGGGAUUCGCUGGUGGCCCGAAUGGCUCUAGAUGGGUUUCUGAGAGCCACACAACUUCUACUGUGAACGGCGUUACCCACAGCAAAGCUGUUCGUAGAGAUUCACAAGGAAACGAGCACGUCACCUACUCAUUCCCAGAUGGUACCGAGCGCCGCCUGAUCAAUGGGGUCGAGCAAUCCUCAAACUCUAACCUUCCCCCAUCUCAUCAUAACCGUGCCAUCGCUGCACCGCCGCCAAGUCAAGACCCUUCGCCAUAUGAUACUGUUAUCCCUCCGCCAGCUCCAAGAUCCACGCGCUCAUCACGGUCCAUUCAUUCCAGGAUCCCGGGACUACGCAAGGCAACCCUCAUGAUCCUAACCCUACAUACUCGAUGCAGCCACAGGCGCCUUACCCCCUCUCAAUAUGCGGAUCCAAAUUCGUCUGGACAUCAGAAGAACAGGAGCCAUGGUAGCGUAGACGGGGCGCAGGGUGGGUCUGCGUGGAACUUUUGGAAGUGAAUGAAGCUGUGAUCAAGAUGAUGAAGUUAUUGUCUCCAUACCUUGGCCGUUCACUCUGAUUGCUGAUGAUUCUGCGAUGUAUUUUUUAGUUAGUUUGUUUUCAUUCUGCCAGUGUUGUACUCUCGUCCACUGUAUGCUGUGUUCCACUUUGUUACCUCCCUAUGGGCUCCGGACUCGGUCAUUUCUUACUGAUAUAGUAAGGCUACUGACAAUGGAAGAAUUAAUUUUGCUCAUACACAU
Molecule: messenger RNA, 1472 nt
Organism: Suillus subalutaceus
Lineage: Eukaryota; Fungi; Basidiomycota; Agaricomycetes; Boletales; Suillaceae
Exons: 6
Coding region: 126-1232 (368 amino acids)
Cellular component (GO): cytoplasm; nucleus
Molecular function (GO): protein folding chaperone; protein-folding chaperone binding
Source: RefSeq, a predicted model, not a curated record